AUGGGCAGUACCAAUCUAUCAGAGCAGGACAUCCAAUUGCCUGGCUCGAAACAGGACCAAUUGAUUCUUUCUGCGGAAGAAGGGCAGCGUCUUGCGAACUUGGCUGACCUAGUGGUGGACGACACAUUAGCUUACUACAACCGGUUUAGAUUCAUUGAAAAGCGUGUAGUAGAUUCCACUGCCUGGAAAGACGUUGGUCAUCGUGAUAACCUCAUCGUAUAUCGUGAGCGAUCAGGUCCUAGACCAGCGUAUCCGUCGAUUCGAGUCGUGGACAACAAGAUACAGCUCAUUCCAUGUAGAUCGGCCCCUUCAGUUAAGAUCGUUGGGAUGCUACAAGGAACGUUAGAUGACGAAAUGUAUGGCUGCUUCAUUGAUAGUGACGACUCGGCCAAGAUGCGAAAAGAAGUUAUUGGUGAUAUGAUGGAUAAUUUUCACUGGCUCGCAACGAUUGCAGAACCAAAUCAAAAAGAUCUCUUUCGAUUCUGUGGUAUCGCACGCUGUACAUUCGGUACUUCGCUUCCUUUAACCAAGACACGAGGUGUUUGCAUGGUCGUUUCUAUGGGAAUCACUACUACAAAUCGUGGGGAGCGCAUGGGCUACUAUGUCGCACACUCAGUGGACUUAUCGGAGCCAGACGUAAAUUACAGCUACAUUCAGGCCAAAUGUUCUCUUUGCUGGCUAAAGACAGAAUUACCAAAUGGCAAGAUUGAACUCUACAUGAAAGGAUUUGCGACACCGAUGGGAUUCGUGCCAGAGUUUGCUGCCUUCCCUGUACUGGUAAAUUGUGUUUUGGGCAUCGGAAUGACAAGUGACGCUGCAUAUUCGAAGAAACUGGCGUGGAUGAUUCAUGACAACAGUAAAGCCGGACAGCGGUCAUCUCUUCCCCCAAUGAAUGUAUGCGUGGGUCGAUGCAAAAACAAAUUUUCAGGACUGAGAACGAGUGCUACUCUUCGACGGUGUCUGGUUUGUCAAAAAGCUGUGUGCAAUACGUGCCAAGUUGUACGAAAGAUCCCAGUGAGUGUCACGGACGGACGUGUCAAUAUUAACAAGGGCAGCGUGUGUAUUCUGUGCAUCCAUCAAGCAAAGACAAUGAGUGCUAUGAUCUUUGUGCGUCGUGAACUGCUUUGCAAACGAUGGAAAAAUAUCGACACAGCUCGAGUAUCGAUCACGAAAAACACGGAGUGUGAACUCGUGCUUAAGGACAAAGCGUUCUAUCUGACUGAUUAA
This is a messenger RNA of Plasmopara halstedii, 1227 nucleotides long. Its product is annotated as Zinc finger, RING/FYVE/PHD-type. The record is from RefSeq and is a predicted model, not a curated record. The coding region runs from base 1 to 1227 and encodes 408 amino acids. Lineage: Eukaryota; Oomycota; Peronosporomycetes; Peronosporales; Peronosporaceae. The transcript has a single exon.